This is a messenger RNA of Aethina tumida (small hive beetle), 1007 nucleotides long. It is a transcript of the gene Snx16, whose product is annotated as sorting nexin-16. Gene Ontology annotation, biological process: protein targeting to lysosome; early endosome to late endosome transport; endosome to lysosome transport. The transcript is spliced from 5 exons. NCBI's taxonomy places the organism in Eukaryota, Metazoa, Arthropoda, Insecta, Coleoptera, Nitidulidae. The coding region runs from base 80 to 838 and encodes 252 amino acids. Gene Ontology annotation, cellular component: extrinsic component of endosome membrane; early endosome; late endosome. Gene Ontology annotation, molecular function: phosphatidylinositol binding. The record is from RefSeq and is a predicted model, not a curated record.
CCCACUUUUGUGACAAUCACAAUACUAAAUGUUUUGUUUACGAAAUACUUCCAUUGUGAUAAUAAUAUAAAACAACAAAAUGUGUGAUAAUCAAAACAGUUCCGACACAGGAACAAUUAACAAACAAGACAAUCAGGGCAGCGAAACGACUGGUUCGGAGGACCAACUUUCGGAAAGUAGUAUGACGUAUAGAAUCACGAACAUGGCUCAGAACAUGUCGAUAGCUGAGGAUAAUAGGAACUUUUAUUCGGACCCUCAUAGUCCGUGCUCAUUUCGUAUGCCCAUAGUGGGCUAUGAGAUCAUGGAGGAACGACCCAAAUUUACGGUGUACAAAAUAAAAGUGGAGAACACAGAAACGGGCGGCUUUUGGUACGUAUUUCGACGUUACACCGAUUUCGUGCGCCUCUGCAACAAAAUCAAACGUUCACAUCCAGAUGUAGUGAGAUAUUUGCCUCGAAAAAGGUGGUUCAAAAACAAUUAUGACUCACUCUUCCUUGAAGAGAGGGUCAAUGAUUUACAAACCCUGGUCAAUGCUAUCUUGAAUAUCCCUGAGUUACUGACGUCACAGGACAUUCAAGAUUUCUUCUGUUUGAACGAGGCACCCGUGUAUUCAGACACCAAUGAUGAAUCAAGGAUUGUCCUCGAGGCACUCGAAGAAACAAUUAAUGAUCUCAAGCAGCAGAUACAAGAAAAAGACAUGGCGUUAGACGCUUUGCAUGAUAAUCUCCAUUCUACAGUAUUAGAAAAUGAGCACCUUAAAAAAAUUAUUAGGAAUUCUACACUGAAUUGCCAAAAAUGUCAGAAGGAUUAUGAGAAUUUAACCAAGUUACUACAAUGAUGUAGGUUGUUAUAUGUUAAUUUAAGGAAUCAAAAGUUCUAUACCAGUUAAUAGUUUAGUUAUUUAUUAAAUAGUUUUAUAUAUUUAUACAACAUAACUCUAUGUAGAUAUUGUGGACCAUGACAAUAAAAGAGAUAUAUUUUUUAAGCAAUAAAUAUUUACAAUAUAA